Molecule: messenger RNA, 2228 nt
Organism: Clarias gariepinus (North African catfish)
Lineage: Eukaryota; Metazoa; Chordata; Actinopteri; Siluriformes; Clariidae
Gene: ulk3
Product: unc-51 like kinase 3
Exons: 17
Coding region: 181-1584 (467 amino acids)
Biological process (GO): protein autophosphorylation; autophagosome organization; autophagy
Cellular component (GO): cytoplasm; autophagosome
Molecular function (GO): ATP binding; protein serine/threonine kinase activity
Source: RefSeq, a predicted model, not a curated record
UUUUUCGGGUUUUUUUAGACAAUACCGAAUCUCGCCUCUAGGUGCCAGUGUUGUUCCGUUUGGCUCUGACGUCAUUUUUAACUGACAGCAAACAUGUCUGGAAAGUAAACAUAGCACCGGAGUUAUACAAAACGCAAUCGGGGAGCUAAGGAAGUGUUUAAUGUCACGCGCAGGGGUAACAUGGCCUCGAGCUUUGCCCCUCCGAGGCUCGUGGACUUUCUGCUCACUGAGAAGCUCGGCAGUGGCACAUACGCCACGGUUUACAAAGCCUACAGGAAGACGGAUAGCAGAGAAGCCGUGGCCGUGAAGGUCGUGAGUAAGAAGAGCCUGAACAAGUCGUCAAUGGAGAACCUGCUGACGGAGAUCGAGAUCCUGAAAACCGUGCGCCACCCACAUAUCGUUCAGCUUAAGGACUUCCAGUGGGACAAUGAGAAUAUCUACCUCAUUCUGGAGUGGUGCUCCGGCGGAGACCUGUCUCGCUUCAUCCGGAGCCGGCGGAUUCUCCCCGAGCGAGUGGCUCGUCUCUUUCUGCAGCAGAUAGCCUGUGCGCUGAAGUUCCUCCAUGAGAAGAACAUCUCUCAUCUGGAUCUGAAGCCCCAGAACAUCCUGCUGAGUGGCAACGUGCUGAAGCUCGCAGAUUUCGGCUUCGCUCAGUACAUGUCUCCGUGGGACGAGCAGAGCUCUCUGAGAGGUUCUCCACUCUACAUGGCCCCGGAGAUCGUGUGCCGUCGGCAAUAUGACGCCAGGGUGGACCUCUGGUCCGUAGGGGUCAUCCUCUUUGAGACGUUAUUCGGGCGCGCACCGUUCGCUUCUCGCUCUUACGCUGAACUGGAGGACAAAAUCCGCAGUGAUAAACCCAUCGAGCUGCCAGCCGGUGCCAGAGUAUCCCGAGACUGCCGGGAUUUGUUGCUCAGGCUGCUGGAGAGAGAUCCAGACUCCCGCAUCUCAUUCGACGAGUUCUUUCUGCACCCGUUUGUGGACCUGGAACACAUGCCCAGUGCUGAGAGUCUAGACAAGGCAAAGGAGCUGGUCCUGCGGGCGGUGCAGAAGGACCAGGAGGGGGAGAAGGCUGCCGCUCUGUCUUUCUACUGCAACGCACUCGAGCACUUUGUGCCUGCUAUACACUACGAAACAGACAGGCAGAGAAAAGAGGCUCUGAGACAAAAGGUCAACCAGUAUGUCUCUCGAGCUGAAGAACUCAAAGCUCUGGUGGCUUCUGACAACAAAGCCAGCUUCGAGAAUGCCCAGUCAGCCCGUAAUAUAUUAAGAGAAAUGUCCCGGGAUCAUCCACGCUUACUCGCUGCACUGGAUUUAGCUGCCACCGCUGUAGCAAAGGAGGCACGAGGGAUAGAGGACUACGAAACGCUGGAUGUGUAUCAGCAGAGUUUGGGAGAGCUGCUGCUGGCUCUAGCUGCCGAGCCUCAAGGCCGCAGGAGGGAGCUGCUCCAUGGCGAGAUUAAGAGUUUGAUGAGUAGAGCCGAGUACCUUAAAAAGCAGAUUCAGAUCCGAGAAACCCAGACAGAUGUCUCGCUGGAUAAAGAUGUGGUUGCUGAAUCUGUGCGAACAUCCUGUUGCCUGCAGUAGCCAUGAGAACAUUCAGACUUAUCGGUCACAUCACAUGACCAGAUCGGUGCCUUGAUGGUGCACUUUGGAGCCAAUCUGAUCGAAUCCCUGCAAGACUAACUGACUCCGCCCUUAAACCGCGAGACGGCAAACGCAAGCUGAAAGUAGUCAGUUGGAGUUGUAUACGGAUUAUUUUAACAUUACUGUACUGUAUGCGAUUCGUCCUCUAGUCUGGAAAAUAGAGCAUUCUAAAUAUAACGACACACACACACAGUCUAUAUCUGCUGUAUAGAAGUAAGUAAACCAUUACCAUUACUCUUUUCUGUUCUUGCUGUAUCGCUUUGCUUUCACACACACACACACACACACACACACACACAACCCCCCUGCUCAGUGCAGUGGGGUUCACCGCAGCUCGUCCACAUAAUGAGGGCGCUGUGUGGUGGUGAACGUGGCUCUGGAACCAUGUGGUUUCCUCCCUGUUCACUCUCAUCUUACAUUUACUUUUCUCUGCCACACAUCAAGCUAUGCUUCGUUUUCUCUGCCCACCUCACACACCGCCGGUUAGCACUUUAAACCAAUGAGGCAGCAGUAAAGAUAAAACAAAAAUACUGAAAAGCACUGGAGUGUUGUAAUGAAAACAUUAAAAGUGUUGUUGUUGUUUU